Molecule: messenger RNA, 1264 nt
Organism: Rhagoletis pomonella (apple maggot)
Lineage: Eukaryota; Metazoa; Arthropoda; Insecta; Diptera; Tephritidae
Source: RefSeq, a predicted model, not a curated record
GCUUGUGAACAGUGGAGAAACGAAUGAGAGGCGACGUCGAGUUUCGUACGCGGUACAGAGAGGAAAUGUCCAAGUAUUUUGAAAGAGGGUACGCCAGAAAGCUGAACGAAGCCGAAGUCAGCGCGCCGGACUUAAACGUGUGGUACUUGCCCCACUUCGCCGUCUUCAACCCCCAUAAGCCGGAAAAAAUACGAAUUGUUUUUGAUGCCUCAGCCAGCGUAGCAAAUGUGUCUCUCAACUCGGCUCUUCUGAAAGGUCCAGAACAAGCACAAUCGCUGAUACGAAUUUUAUUGCAAUUUCGCCAGGGGCGCAUUGGAGUAUCAGCCGACAUUCGUGAAAUGUUUUCACAAAUAAAGAUACGCCAAAAUGAUCAACACGCCCAACGCUUUUUAUGGCGCGACGGAGACCAAAGUCGACCCAUCGAAGAGUACGCGAUGACAUCACUAAUAUUCGGUGCUGUAUGCUCACCAUGCAUAGCCGAAUACAUAAAGAAUAAAAACGCCAAAGAAUUUAGAGCACAGUUUCCGGACGCCGUAUCCACGAUUAUCAACAAACACUAUGUUGACGAUUUAGUUGCCAGCUUUAACGAGCCCGAAGAAGCAGUAAGAAUCUGCCAAGAGAUAGUGAAAAUAAAUCGACAUGCGGGAUUCGAGCUGCGAAAUUUUAUCUCCAACUGUCGUGAGGUGGAAGAAACAAUGAACCAACAAUCAACGUCGCCAGCAAGAGAAGCAGUCAGCAUGGAACGAAACGGAAUAGCAGACAAAGUGCUCGGCCUGCACUGGAACACGAAAGAAGAUACGUUCGGAUUCCACACACAGUUUCAUCGCGUGCCUCAAGAAGUACUAAACAGAGUGCGUGCACCAGCCAAGCGGGAAUUACUGCGCAUCGUUAUGGCGGUGUUUGAUCCGUUUGGUAUGUUGUCUAACUUCUUAAUUAUUACUAAACUUCUAAUUCAAGAGACCUGGAAGAGCGAAAUAGAAUGGGACGACAUUCUUCCGAAGGAGCUGGGCAGGAAAUGGUCACAAUGGUGGCAAGAGUUCGACAGCGUGAGGCAAUUCACGAUUCCACGAUGUUACUCGCCGUACGUCGCAAGCAUCGGUAAAGUCGAGGUGCACAUGUUUGUCGACGCAAGUCAAGUUGCGUUUGCUGCGGUGGGUUACUUGCGAGUUCUCCACGAAGGAAACGUUGACGUCAGCUUCGUAAUGGGAAAAUCCCGUACCGCUCCGACGAAGCUCAUGUCGAUCCCGCGCCUAGAACUGCAGUC